Molecule: messenger RNA, 3615 nt
Organism: Anopheles maculipalpis
Lineage: Eukaryota; Metazoa; Arthropoda; Insecta; Diptera; Culicidae
Gene: Blimp-1
Product: PR domain zinc finger protein 1
Exons: 7
Coding region: 161-3580 (1139 amino acids)
Biological process (GO): regulation of transcription by RNA polymerase II; cell fate commitment
Cellular component (GO): nucleus; cytoplasm
Molecular function (GO): DNA-binding transcription repressor activity, RNA polymerase II-specific; histone deacetylase binding; RNA polymerase II cis-regulatory region sequence-specific DNA binding
Source: RefSeq, a predicted model, not a curated record
GGAGGAAGCGUGCGAACAUCGGCAAUUAACAUGUGCAUAAUAAUUGCGCCCUGAAGGAUUUACCACGUGGAUGCGACUGAUAUCCAAAACAAAAAUUCCAUCAUCCCGUUACGGAUACUCUAACUAACCCUUAUGGAAAUUAAAUACUAAGCUAAUCAAAAUGUCUGGAGCGAAUCCCCCUCGAAGCGUUACGCCAAACGCGCAGCAGGACUACGAUGUUACGCGUAUGCGAGAGGAAGACUUCGAGCGGCUGGCCGUCUACAUCGUGCCGGAUAUGCCCUGCGAGAAGGGUGUACCGGGCCGGGCGGAGAAGACACUUCCCCGCAGCCUGACGCUCAAGCCCUCCCUCGUCCUAUCGACGCCCACAUCCACGACUGAAGGAGUGUGGAGUACGGGCGUCAUCCCUCGGGGUACCAGAUUUGGUCCGUUCGAGGGUGUCCGCACACCGAGCCAUCCCAGUGAUAAACAGCUAUGGCGAUACUUCUGGCGGGUGCAGGAACUACGACACGUUUCCUAUGGGAAUAUCAAGAUAUUCAAGGACAGUGAUUUCUAUUAUCUGGACGGCUCCGACACGGCCCAGUCCAACUGGAUGCGAUAUGUAGCGUCCGCGUACAGCUUCUCGGUGAUGAAUUUGGUCGCGUGUCAGCAUCAGGAACACAUCUACUUCUACACGAUACGCGACAUCAUGCCGAACGAGGAGCUGAUGGUGUGGUACUGUCGCGACUUUGCUAAGCGGCUCGGCUACGACAUCGAUCCGGAGCGUGCAACCUACUCCAUCUGCCGCGAGGAGGUUGUGAAGAAGACGUACAAACAGCCCGUCCCACCGGAGGUGGCAUACAAUCAUGUGAAGCACGUGAUGGGCCUAUACCUGCCGGCGAUGGUGCGCAGUACGCCAACGCCGAGUCCUUCACCGCCGGCCCCACCAACCAGUGGUCAUGUUCCUUCCGCCAAGCACCACGCACUGCACCAGACGGUACUGAGAGAGCCCCGGAAUGGGAGUUCUGUGGCGGUUGGUGCUACUGUCUCUGUGAUUGGUGAAGAUUCUCUACGGGAUCGAUCCCCCAUUCGCAUUGUGAUCCGAGAGCAGAGUCCGCUUCUGCGGGAAAGCGUUAAGGAGGUGGACGCCGACUCACCGAUCUCGCAAACGAAAGAGACCGCAUACGAACAUCAGCUGACACCGAACGAUGGGUCGGUAAGGUCGGAUGAGGGCUACCACAGCAAUGGGUACCAUGAGGAUGGGUUCACACCACCGGAGGACUCGAGUGAUAGCGAGAGCGAACACAACUACGUGCUCGACUGCUCGAAGAAGGCGAUCGAGCCGAAGGAGACGAGCGUGGGCCAGCACAAGGUUAGCACGACCGAGCCUUGUGACAAGAAUGAAUAUCGGAAGGUAAAAAUGAAGAUGCCGCUAAAGUACGAGUUCAAGAACAAUAGCAAAAACUUCAAGGUGGAGCCGGAAAUGGAAAUGGCAACCGAGCGAGAGGUUGAGACGGUAGCCCAGUCGAUUGGCCCUGUUAGUGCGGAACCAAUUGGACCCGGAAUGCGUGAGGUGACGCCUGCUACCAGUACCGUGAUUGUGUUGGACACAACGCCCGAAACGGUUGUGGUACCACUGACGAAGAGCUACUACGAGGCAGAACCAACGUCAACCUCACCGGCAACGUUCAUUCGCUACACUCCGCCCAGUUCGAGCUCGAUCCUCGAAACUAUCCUGACCGGUAGUAAUCGCGCACCGUCGGCAGAUGAUCCGCACCGUCGGCAACCGAACGCUACACCACCUCCAACGUCCCCAACCGAGAUGGCCUACUCGUACAAGAAGUCGCAAAGGUAUGGAACCGCCUGUAGUCCGGACUCGAGCUCCCAGAAUCCGGCACCGGAGCCUACCGAGCCCACCUCCCGAUCUCAGACUUCGCUCGAGCAGGAGCCCAAGGAGGCGGAACAUGCGGAACUCACCCAUCACCACCAUCCGCAUCAUCAUCAUCUCACCCAUCAUCACCCGCACCAUCAUCAUCUUCCUCAUCAUCUGCAUCAUGCGCAGCAAUCGCACCAGAGCAGCUACCAUCAUGGGCACGAUCGGCUGCACGAACGUGAAGAAGCUGGUGGUGCAUCUCCCUCGCCUUCUCCGCUCGUUUACGCGGGUGAGCAUCACCACCUGCACCCUCACCAUCAUAGCGCGCAUCAUCCGCAACACCUGCACAGGACACACUCGCCCGUACCGUACGAAUCGUCGGUACCGAGCUACAGCACCAGCAGCAGUAUUUACUCGGCCUCGAACGGUUCCGCCAGUGUGAUUAAUAGCGCUUCCAGUUCCACCUACAGUCCACCCCUGAACGGUGGACACUACGAGAGACUGACCACAUCGUCGACGACCCCUUUGCGCUCGGUAUCGCCGGGCGUUUCGAACGGUUCACCAGGCGGUCCCGCCCAACAGUCCGGGUUUGUGCAGCUUCAAUCCAAAGGUCAGCUACCUCUGGGACAUCCGCUCAUGCAGCCGCUUACCCCGCUCACCCACAUGUCACCGGGCCGUGUGUCUCCACCGAGCAGUCUCAGUCCGGACGGUGGUUCGUACUCGAGAAGCGGUAGUCCCAUGAGCCCCGGCAGUCCCAAUUCGCGCGGCUAUCGGAGCCUACCCUAUCCGUUGCGCAAGCGAGAUGGCAAGAUGCACUACGAGUGUAAUGUGUGCAGCAAGACGUUCGGUCAGCUGUCGAACCUGAAGGUUCACCUGCGGACACACUCGGGCGAAAGGCCGUUCAAGUGUAACGUGUGCACGAAAUCCUUCACGCAGCUCGCCCACCUGCAGAAGCACCAUCUGGUGCAUACGGGCGAAAAGCCCCACCAGUGUGACAUCUGCAAGAAGCGAUUCUCGUCCACGUCCAACCUGAAAACGCACCUACGGCUGCACAGUGGCCAGAAGCCGUACGCGUGCGAUCUGUGCCCGCAAAAGUUUACCCAGUUCGUGCAUCUGAAGCUGCACAAGCGGCUGCACACGAACGAUCGGCCGUACGUGUGCCAGGGCUGUGAUAAGAAGUACAUCAGUGCGUCCGGGUUGCGAACGCACUGGAAAACGACCAGCUGCAAACCGAACAAUCUGGAGGAGGAGUUGGCGAUGGCAGCGGCGGCCACCUCCGAGUGCUUAGAUAAAGAUGGCCAGCCGGAUGGGGAAGGUGGACGCGAUUUUUACGAAAUGUCUCACCUGCCCGCUUCACACCACGGUAGCCCGGGCGUGGUACAGACGGCAACGUCCACCUCCGCUCAACCACACCAUCCGCACACCGGUAUGGGUCAUCACCAUUCCGAACAGGUCAUACACAAGGUGUCGGCGGGCAAGAUUCAGCAACACUCAAACGGCACCAGCCCAAGCAGUAAUGGUGCAACGAGCAACAACAACAACAACAACAGUCCCAACAGUACGAACCACAAUCUACCGUCACCUCACCUGCACUAUGGUGGCCAUCUGGUGCAAACGUCCGCAAACGGUGGAACGAGCGGUGGUUCGGGCACUUCUGCGUCUCAGCACGAACCCACCAGCCGGCCGAGUGUGAUCGAGUCCAGCCAACCGAUGGUGAUCGAAUGUACGUAGCCCGGUGUGAUACGGCUCGUUACACCCCGCUCGUG